AGGUCGCGGUUGUCCCAUCCCCGCGUCCCGCCCGUACACACUGAACUGAGGUUGUAAAUCUGCGUGCAGUGCAUCGAACUAAAGAUAGCCCUAGCGACUUGUGAAGCUAGCUAGCUGUGCACAUUCUGUGAACAGAUCGACGAUUUGGUCAAGAACCGGCUCUGCGAAUCUGAAACAAUUAAACCCUCUCAAGAUGAAAAUGGAAGAGACGAGUGGUAGCCACGCAUUCCAAUUGAAGAUAAAGGAGUUGAUUGAGGCUGAAUCUGAAAGAGACUUGUUGUUCCAGUAUUUAAGAGACUACCAGACGAAUCAUGAAGUGUCAAAGUUUGUGGAUUGCUUGGGAUCAGUGGUUAGCCAUCCACAUCGAGUUGUAUUGUUUGAUCAAGUGCGUCCUUUCAUCCAGCCAUCUCAACAGGCUCUCUACAAUCAGCUAAUCCCUUCAUUACAUAGCAAAAAAUUGAGAAGCAUUCACUUUGAUCGCCAGGGAUCUGAGAGUCUUGGUUUUUCCUUGAGAGGUGGGGUCGAGUUUGAUGUUGGUGUGUUUGUUUCCAAGGUAACAUCCAAGUCAUGGGCUUCACAGAAAGGACUCAAGGUUGGUGAUGAAAUAGUUCGUGUGAAUGGUUAUAACAUUAAGCGAGCUACACACAGUGAAGUAAUAGCUGCCUUGUCUAUCAGCAAAAUCGUCAAACUGAAAGUCAGACGUGUUGGUAUGCUACCUGAGAAAACAGAAAGAAGUGAUCAAAUUACAUGGAGGCUUGUCAGCAGAAACCAGAAUCACUCUCAGGUUGAAUUGGAGACUAGCAAUGAAGUUAGUAAAGAGACAGAUCGUAAAGUAUUUGUCAAUCUUCAGACUGGCAAGAAGUUGGGUUGUGGGAUUGGAACUGGACAGAAUAAUGAGCCUGGCAUAUUCAUCCUAACAAUCACUAACGGGUCGUUGGCUCAAAAAAUGGGCUUACAGGUUGGUGAUCAGAUUCUUGAUGUCAAUGGUACAAACUUCUUGAAUAUUACCCAUGAUGCAGCAGUGAUGGAGCUUAAAUCAAGUAGCCAGCUGACCAUUUCUCUUCGAUCUAAGAAGGUAAUGGAUUCUGAUGCACUUCCAUUAGAAAAAUCAAAGUACUUUUUGGCAGGAGCUGAUGUAUCAUCAAUUCCUAAACAAUCACCAGAGACAGGUGAAAAUCAAGCAAUAUGUGAAGUAAAUGCAUCCCAAGAUAAAGCACCAGCCAAGUCUACAGAGGAUAAUAAAGACGACAAAGGCAAAGAAAGUCUGAGUAGCAACUGGUCAUUCAAAGCCACCAGUAAAUCGGAGAGGUACAGAGGUUUUAGUGUUGAGAAAAAGACGGGAGAUAGCAAAGGUUCAGCCCUGCAGCAACCACACUAUGGACAAGGACCUUGGUGGAGCAAAGAUCCUUAUACUCUGUUUAGCUCCAGAGUGAUUGAUGGACGUACACUUUGUAAGGUUGAGAUUGUAAAGGACAGACCAUUGCAGAUGCUUAUUGAAGGAGGCAUUGGUUCACCUCUUGCUGGAAGAAUUGUUGUCUCAGAAAUCUAUGCAGAUGGAGCAGCUCAGCAAAGUGGUGCAAUUUUGAAAGGCGAUCAAUUGAUGAUAGUGGAUGGAAAGAGUAUGGUGGAUAUCUCGUUAAAGUCUGCUCAAGAUAUCUUGAAAGAGGCAAUGACUAACAUGGAUGGUACUGAGGUUGUGCGACUUAUAACAGCUGUGUCUCCUUUUGGAAAUGAUGCAGAGGAAGUAACGUUUUUCUAAGUGACCUGUGAUCAACUGCAUCAACUUGUAAAGACUGGAGUCCUUUGAUAACGUCAGGGCUUCAAUUAUUAAAUCAAAGAGAAACUUGAAGUGUGCCAUUUUAAGCAAUUGGAUGAAAUAAUGCAGCAAACAGCAGCAGAAUAAGGAAACUGUUGUUUAGGCUGGUAGAUGAAGCGUUUAUUACUGGAUUCCUUACCUAAAAAAGCAUCACAUUAGAACUUUCCUUUGCGGUCAGCAAUAUCUUAGAUAGCUGCUCCCAUUAACAGCUCCUGCAAAUUUUGCUUGGGAACCUGUGGCCACCCUGUUUUCAUCAAACGACAUAACCACCGUCUUCUAGUAUAACCAGGAUUGUGCUGAACUCGAAUUUAUCUUUCGGAACUGUACAAGGUAGAUUUUGACACCUAUUUUUCAUCAUUAGUUCUGUCAUUGAACAACAUCAUGAUUCCACCAGCGGGAAAACACCCCAGUCUACAUGGGGAGGACUAUUGUGUCCACAGCUAUUGUUCCAUGUGAAAGCCGCUUUGUGUUUGAGCUACCGCCCUUAAUGCCGAACACCUGGACACAAUACAACCAAGAGGUGAAGGCACUACUAGGUCCACUGCAUUUCAAAGUCUCUUCCUGGGACAUCACUCUAGCCCAAGCAGGUGAUUUGUUUACACCAACUCUUUCUGAGUUUCUAGUUUCUAAACUGGAAUUCGUUAAAGAGGAAAAAUCACGAGCUAUAUUCAUCGCUCUGAAAAAAGGGCCCUGAAAAAAACAAGAUCAGCCAGGAAUGCACUCCUAAAAAGGCAUUUGGAAAAAACGCUCCAAAGGAAGAUAAAAAGGCAUUCAUAAAUACCUCGGACAGUUUCGCUAUUCCUAUUGGUCACGUGGGUGUGUAU
Messenger RNA from Asterias rubens (European starfish), 2640 nucleotides. RefSeq names its product harmonin-like. The record is from RefSeq and is a predicted model, not a curated record. Gene Ontology annotation, cellular component: cilium; stereocilium tip; plasma membrane. Gene Ontology annotation, molecular function: protein binding. NCBI's taxonomy places the organism in Eukaryota, Metazoa, Echinodermata, Asteroidea, Forcipulatida, Asteriidae. Bases 194 to 1759 code for a protein of 521 amino acids. The transcript has 15 exons.